AUGAGCGUCAUAAUCCUUGAAGGAGGAAUCAAAGAAUGGCCAACUUUCAAAGAAUUCUACAAACAACACGACCUUUUCGAAUAUAAAUUACAGCUCGAAAUUGUUCAGACUCGAACAGACAGGGGGAGGGAGAAAUCAGAAGACCAUCGAUUACACAAUAUACUGGCAGAGAACUUGAUACUUCGACGCUUUGACGGUAUAAGAAGAUAA
This is a messenger RNA of Ambispora gerdemannii, 210 nucleotides long. The record is from the annotation of a GenBank genome assembly. NCBI's taxonomy places the organism in Eukaryota, Fungi, Glomeromycota, Glomeromycetes, Archaeosporales, Ambisporaceae.